CAUUUUCACACAGGCAUUCCUGUGAACCAGCUCUACACUUCCUGGCCGGGGUCUUUCGCAGCAACACCCUUCCAAGAUGGCAGCCAACAGUAGCAGCACGGGUAGCAAAUCCAGCAACAGUGCCGGUGGGAAACAGUCCGGCCCGUCCGCCGAACAGGUGGUCGCAACAUUUCAGAGGAUGCGUCAGGAGCAGCGCAGUAUGGCCUCUAAAGCUGCAGAGUUUGAGAUGGACAUCAACGAACACAGCUUAGUAAUUGAAACCCUGAAGGAUGUGGACCCCUCAAGGAAAUGCUUUCGUCUGGUAGGAGGAGUGCUGGUGGAGAGGACGGUUAAAGAAGUUCUACCAGCGUUGGAAUCCCACAAAGAACAGAUCUCCAAAAUAAUCGAGACCAUCAACGCACAGAUGCAGACGAAAGGACGGGAGCUCACAGAGUACAGGGAACGCUACAACAUCCGGUUGGUAGGAGAGGGAGAAUCAGACGCACAAGGCCAGUCGGCGUCUUCGAGGGACAGUGAAGGAGGCGGGUCUAAAAGCGGAGCUGGCGUUCUAGUGUCGUAAUUUGUCAAAGUAGAUCACAGCAGUAGGGCCUUAUGAUUUCUGCAGUACUGAAAACACAGUUGGAGUCACAAAAUCUAGGUUGAAAAAUUGGGCUUUUCACAGGAUAACCUUGGUUGAGACGAUUGGUGAAAUUUAUGCUAAACAUAAUACACUUGGUAUCAAAGUACAGUACACAUAGUUCUCUGCUUACGUAUGUGAAUGCUAGUGUGUGUAAAAAAAAUAAGGGUGUUUGUCUUGCAUCUGCCUUGUCAGUGAAGCUGACUUUUUUUAUUUCUGAAAUAUUGUGGCAUAAAUUAAACAACUGAAUUCACGUACUUGUUUUAGUCUUACUUUCAUCACACAUGAGUUAGUAAAUAGUUUACUGUCUUAGAUCACAGAAAUUAGUUUUUUAUUCUUGUUCUGUUAUUACAAAGUUUAAAAACAACAAGCAUACAAUAUAUGAAUGCUCACAGGUAUUAAAUAAUAAAACAAGGUUAAAGUUCAUUUUUAAAGUAAACAUGCUUUUGAAUUUUGUAAACUUCAUAUUUUGGACUAACAACUUAAAAAUUGGUCACAGGGCCCUAAAGUAUGUUGAGCUGUGCAAAUGAGUCACCUUUGCCAAGGCAGCACAGGUCCUGGAAGGCAUUUUGACAACAUGUGUUAUGAGCAUGAACCUGAGUUUAUACUGUAAACAUGUCACUAUAGAUCAAAACAAAUCUGUUGGCUUUGUUGAACCUCCCUCUGUGAAACAUGAAUCAUAAAAUUUGUCCACACAUAAGCCAUGCACAGCUGGACGUCAGUGCUACUGCCACACUUUAACAGUAAAGCCCCUUCAUUGAAAACACAAUAAAAACCUAUAUUCUCUCUGAUCUAUAGCACAUGCUUGAGCUAUGAGUUGUUCUGUUACUUUUUUUGGCACAAUCUAAAUUGAAGAAAUGCCCCCUAGGACCUGAUGUGUGCUGUCCACACUGUUAAUGUAGUUGUGAGGAGAAAAAACAUGUUUUGUUGAUAGUCAUGAAUAAAAGAAUGUCACAGUUGUGCUUCA
This is a messenger RNA of Acanthopagrus latus (yellowfin seabream), 1583 nucleotides long. It is a transcript of the gene pfdn2, whose product is annotated as prefoldin subunit 2. Gene Ontology annotation, molecular function: protein folding chaperone. The record is from RefSeq and is a predicted model, not a curated record. The transcript has 4 exons. Gene Ontology annotation, biological process: protein folding. Lineage: Eukaryota; Metazoa; Chordata; Actinopteri; Spariformes; Sparidae. Gene Ontology annotation, cellular component: cytoplasm; prefoldin complex. Bases 77 to 559 code for a protein of 160 amino acids.